GGGAGUGACGUCUCUGAAUGUUGUUGUUGGUGGCGGCGGCGAGCGGAGCCGGAGGAGCUGCCGCAAAGAUGGAGGAGCCGUCGAGGAGGCGCUGCCGCCGCUGCUGCCGCCGCUGCUGCCGCCGCCGCCCGCGAAGCCGGAGCUCGAGCCGCAGCGGGGAUGCCGUUCUGAGUGCCUGACUGCCUCACCCCGAAGGAUGGCCUUGGAUGGGCAUUAGAGGCAUUGCGGCCCCGGGCUCCUGUCCCAUCCGUCUGUCUGUUAUCGUCUGUCUCUCUUGACAUCACCGCAGCUCCACCCCCUCCCGUCCCAGCCCCCAACGCCAGCUUCCUGCAGGCCCAGAGCCGGCAUGAACUCUCCCAACAAGUCGGAUGGCAUAUCAGGCCGGGAACCAUCCUUGGAAAUCCUGCCACGGACUCCUCUGCACAGCAUCCCUGUGGCAGGUGACCUUGGACAAGCCUGUUCCCUCUGUGGCCUCACUUUCCUCCUCCUGCAGCUGGGGGCGUUGAGUUGCCGAGCUCCUGGGCCUUUUCCUUACUGACAUUCUGAGGGUCUCUGAGUGGAGGUGAAGCCGGUGCUGCCAGGAGCCAUGCCCAGCUCCAUGGGGGGUGGAGGUGGAGGUAGCCCUAGCCCUGUGGAGCUUCGGGGGACUCUGGCAGGCCCCAUGGACCCUGCGCUACGGGAGCAGCAACUGCAGCAGGAGCUCCUGGUGCUCAAGCAGCAGCAGCAGCUUCAGAAGCAGCUCUUGUUCGCCGAGUUUCAGAAGCAGCACGACCACCUGACGAGGCAGCAUGAAGUCCAGCUGCAAAAGCAUCUCAAGCAGCAGCAGGAGAUGCUGGCAGCUAAGAGGCAGCAAGAGCUGGAGCAGCAGCGGCAGCGGGAGCAGCAGCGGCAAGAGGAGCUGGAGAAACAGCGGCUGGAGCAGCAGCUGCUUAUCCUACGCAACAAGGAGAAGAGCAAAGAGAGUGCCAUCGCCAGCACCGAGGUCAAGCUGAGGCUCCAGGAAUUCCUCUUGUCGAAGUCAAAGGAGCCCACGCCAGGCAGCCUCAACCAUUCCCUCCCACAGCACCCCAAAUGCUGGGGAGCCCACCAUGCUUCUUUGGACCAGAGUUCCCCUCCCCAGAGCGGCCCUCCUGGGACGCCUCCCUCCUACAAACUGCCUUUGCUUGGGCCCUAUGACAGCCGUGAUGACUUCCCCCUCCGCAAAACAGCCUCCGAACCCAACUUAAAAGUCCGUUCGAGGCUAAAACAGAAGGUGGCGGAGAGGAGAAGCAGUCCCCUCCUGCGUCGGAAGGACGGCACUGUUAUUAGUACCUUUAAGAAGAGAGCAGUUGAAAUCACAGGCUCGGGGCCUGGGGUGUCGUCCGUGUGUAACAGUGCGCCCGGCUCUGGCCCCAGCUCUCCCAACAGUUCCCACAGCACCAUCGCUGAGAACGGCUUUACUGGCUCAGUCCCCAACAUCCCCACUGAGAUGCUCCCCCAGCACCGGGCCCUCCCUCUGGACAGCUCCCCAAACCAGUUCAGCCUCUACACGUCUCCUUCUCUGCCCAACAUCUCCCUAGGGCUGCAGGCCACAGUCACCGUCACCAACUCACACCUCACCGCCUCCCCGAAGCUGUCGACACAGCAGGAGGCUGAGAGGCAGGCCCUUCAGUCCCUGCGGCAGGGUGGCACGCUGACUGGCAAGUUCAUGAGCACAUCGUCCAUCCCUGGCUGCCUGCUGGGCGUGACAUUGGAGGGCGACACAAGCCCUCACGGGCAUGCUUCCCUGCUGCAGCACGUUCUGCUGCUGGAACAGGCCCGGCAGCAGAGCACGCUUAUAGCUGUGCCACUCCAUGGGCAGUCCCCAUUGGUGACGGGCGAGCGCGUGGCCAGCAGCAUGAGGACAGUGGGCAAGAUCCCGAGGCACCGACCUCUGAGCCGCACUCAGUCCUCUCCACUGCCGCAAAGUCCCCAGGCCCUGCAGCAGCUGGUUAUGCAGCAGCAGCACCAGCAGUUCCUAGAGAAGCAGAAGCAGCAGCAGAUGCAGCUGGGCAAGAUCCUUACGAAGACAGGGGAGCUGCCAAGGCAGCCCACCACCCACCCCGAGGAGACAGAGGAGGAGCUGACAGAGCAGCAAGAGGCCUUGCUGGGGGAGGGGGCCCUGACCAUGCCCCGGGAAGGCUCCACAGAGAGCGAGAGCACCCAGGAAGACCUAGAAGAGGAGGAGGAUGAAGAGGAGGAAGAUGAAGACUGCAUUCAGGUCAAGGAUGAGGAAGACGAGAGUGGUCCUGAUGAGGGACCCGACUUAGAGGAGUCCAAUGCUGGUUACAAAAAGUUGUUCACAGAUGCCCAGCAGCUACAGCCCCUGCAGGUGUACCAGGCACCCCUCAGCCUGGCCACUGUGCCUCAUCAGGCCCUGGGCCGCACCCAGUCCUCACCUGCUGCUCCUGGGAGCAUGAAGAGCCCCCCAGACCAGCCCACUAAGCACCUCUUCACCACAGGUGUGGUCUAUGACACGUUCAUGCUGAAGCAUCAGUGCACGUGCGGAAACACACAUGUACACCCGGAGCACGCCGGCCGCAUCCAGAGCAUCUGGUCCCGGCUGCAGGAAACUGGCCUGCUCAGCAAGUGUGAGCGGAUCCGGGGUCGUAAAGCCACGCUAGAUGAAAUCCAGACAGUACAUUCUGAGUACCACACCCUGCUCUAUGGGACCAGCCCCCUCAACCGGCAGAAGCUGGACAGCAAGAAACUGCUUGGCCCCAUCAGCCAGAAGAUGUAUGCCAUGCUGCCUUGUGGGGGCAUUGGGGUGGACAGCGACACUGUGUGGAAUGAGAUGCACUCCUCCAGUGCUGUGCGAAUGGCAGUGGGCUGCCUGGUAGAGCUAGCCUUCAAGGUGGCUGCAGGAGAGCUCAAGAAUGGAUUUGCCAUCAUCCGGCCCCCAGGACAUCAUGCUGAGGAGUCCACAGCCAUGGGAUUCUGCUUCUUCAACUCCGUAGCCAUCACAGCUAAACUCCUGCAGCAGAAGCUGAAUGUGGGCAAGGUGCUCAUCGUGGACUGGGACAUUCACCAUGGCAACGGCACCCAGCAAGCAUUCUACGAUGACCCCUCUGUGCUCUACAUCUCGCUGCAUCGCUAUGACAAUGGGAACUUCUUCCCGGGCUCUGGGGCUCCUGAAGAGGUUGGUGGAGGGCCAGGCGUGGGGUACAAUGUUAAUGUGGCAUGGACAGGAGGUGUGGAUCCCCCCAUUGGAGAUGUGGAAUACCUGACAGCCUUCAGGACAGUGGUGAUGCCCAUUGCCCACGAGUUCUCACCUGACGUCGUCCUAGUCUCCGCUGGGUUUGAUGCUGUUGAAGGACAUCUGUCUCCACUGGGUGGCUAUUCUGUCACCGCCAGAUGUUUUGGCCACUUGACCAGGCAGCUCAUGACACUGGCAGGGGGCCGGGUGGUGCUGGCCCUGGAGGGAGGCCACGACUUGACCGCCAUCUGUGAUGCCUCUGAGGCCUGUGUCUCGGCUCUGCUCAGCGUGGAGCUGCAGCCCUUGGAUGAAGCAGUCUUGCAGCAGAAACCCAGCGUCAAUGCAGUUGCCACACUAGAGAAAGUCAUCGAGAUCCAGAGCAAACACUGGAGCUGUGUACAGAGGUUCGUCACUGGUCUGGGUUGCUCUCUGCGGGAGGCUCAGACAGGUGAGACGGAGGAGGCCGAGACUGUGAGCGCCAUGGCCCUGCUUUCCGUGGGGGCUGAGCAGGCCCAGGCCGUUGCCACUCAAGAGCAUAGCCCCAGGCCAGCAGAGGAGCCCAUGGAGCAGGAGCCUACCCUGUGACACCCUGGCCCCCAUUCCUCUGGGCUUCAUCAUUGUGAUUUUGUUUAUUUUUUCUAUUAAAAACAAAAAGUCACACAUUCAA
Molecule: messenger RNA, 3881 nt
Organism: Microtus oregoni (creeping vole)
Lineage: Eukaryota; Metazoa; Chordata; Mammalia; Rodentia; Cricetidae
Gene: Hdac5
Product: histone deacetylase 5
Exons: 28
Coding region: 587-3799 (1070 amino acids)
Biological process (GO): chromatin organization; negative regulation of transcription by RNA polymerase II
Cellular component (GO): histone deacetylase complex
Molecular function (GO): histone deacetylase activity
Source: RefSeq, a predicted model, not a curated record